This is a messenger RNA of Acanthosepion pharaonis, 915 nucleotides long. The record is from the annotation of a GenBank genome assembly. Lineage: Eukaryota; Metazoa; Mollusca; Cephalopoda; Sepiida; Sepiidae.
AUGUACCAUAUUAUAGGACCCACGUCCAUUCCUCUUAUUACAGAGAACGAAAUCACGAAUUGUGACACGAUCGACAUGAUCAGUAGGACUGACACCUUAGUAAUGCUUGAUAUUAUAGUUUUUUUUUCCAAGUCACGUUCUCCCUUCGCAACAAGUCAUGGCAGAGAUUUAAAUCAUUAUUUAGUCAGCGGAGCCGUCUUGCGGAGGUUGUCAUUGGCGCAUAUACAGGGAUUUACCUAUCUAUCAAUCUAUUUUUUUUUCAUUAUCUAUCUAUCUAUCUAUCUAUCUAUCUAUCUAUCUUUCGGUUCUUAUCUAUCUAUCUAUCUAUCUAUCUAUCUAUCUAUCUAUCUAUCUAUCUAUCUAUCUCAUUCUAUUAAUGUCUCUAUAUCAUUAUCUAUCUAUCUAUCUAAUUCUAUUUAUAUCUCUUUAUCAUUAUCUAUCUAUCUAUUUAUCUAUCUAUCUAUCUCUUUCUUAUCUAUCUAUCUAUCUAUCUAUCUCUUUCUGUUCUUAUCUAUCUAUCUAUCUAUCUGUCUAUCUAUCUAUCUCAUUCUAUUUAUAUCUCUAUAUCAUUAUCUAUCAAUCUAUCUAUCUAUCUAUCUAUCUAUCUCUUUCUGUUCAUAUCUAUCUAUCUAUUUCAUUCUAUCUAUCUAUCUAUCCCAUUCUAUUUAUAUCUCUAUAGUAUUAUCUAUCUAUCUAUCUAUCUAUUUGAUUCUAUUGAUAUCUCUAUAUCAUUAUCGAUCAAUCUAUCUAAUUCUAUUUAUAUCUCUUUAUCAUUAUCUAUCUAUCUAUCUAUCUAUCUCUGUUCAUAUCUAUCUAUCUAUCUAUCUAUCUAUCUAUCUAUCUAUCUAUCUAUCUGCCUGCCUGCCUGUCCAUGUAUCUAUCUUACAUUAUAGUCUCAUGCCUUUCCUAAAAUAA